Molecule: messenger RNA, 2301 nt
Organism: Dendroctonus ponderosae (mountain pine beetle)
Lineage: Eukaryota; Metazoa; Arthropoda; Insecta; Coleoptera; Curculionidae
Gene: SoxN
Product: transcription factor Sox-2
Exons: 1
Coding region: 275-1423 (382 amino acids)
Biological process (GO): regulation of DNA-templated transcription; cell differentiation; anatomical structure morphogenesis
Molecular function (GO): RNA polymerase II cis-regulatory region sequence-specific DNA binding; DNA-binding transcription factor activity, RNA polymerase II-specific
Source: RefSeq, a predicted model, not a curated record
CCGGAUUGGCCGCACGGAAAGAUGGCAGGCGGGCCUGUCAAUCAUCGGGCAAGAGUGGGGGGCCCCGACGCAAACAGAGGACCGAGCUCCAGUCCACAAACUCAAACUCAGUGCAGAUUCACGCAUCAGUUGUACGUGUAGUGGCCUAUUAUAUAGUCGCUCGCAUGCCGACCGGAAUCCGCAUAAACAAUAACAAAUCGACUUUAGUGUUUUUCCUAUUAUUCAAUCGGUGUUCUUGUGCGUUAGUGUGAAGUGGUGCGCGUCGUGAAUUGACAUGCUGACGAUGGAAGCAGAUUUGAAAAAUGGAACUUUACACUCAUUGAAUCAUUCGCGUUUGGAGUACAACGCGAUGAUGUCUCAACCGGGUAUGCAUCCAAUUUCUCAUCAAGUGCAUAUACCGUUGCAUCACCAGCAAGCUCAGCUGCAGCAUCAGCAGCAGCUUCAACAGCAACACCAGCAGCAGCAGCAGCAGCAACAACAGCAGCAACAGCAGCAUCAGCAGCUGCUGCAAAGCCAGUUGAAUCAGACAGUGUCCAGCACUGCGAGUGCUAAUAACAAUUCGAGCAAGGCUCAGAAUAAUAAUGAGCGCGUCAAACGUCCGAUGAAUGCCUUUAUGGUGUGGUCGAGAGGGCAGCGCAGAAAAAUGGCCCAAGAGAAUCCGAAAAUGCACAAUUCUGAGAUCUCUAAACGAUUAGGAGCAGAAUGGAAACGGCUCAAUGAGGUGGAGAAGCGGCCAUUUAUCGACGAAGCGAAACGUCUGCGGUCAGUCCACAUGAAAGAGCAUCCGGACUACAAGUACAGGCCCCGCAGGAAGGCCAAAACGCUCAGAAAGGACUCGGGCAAACAGCAGUAUCCAAACCUCAUGGAUCCAAAUCUUAUGAUGUCCGGCGGACCGGAGGCCGCCCAUCGCAAUGCUGUCUCCGCGGUUCAACAAGUGCCCCGCGAAAUGUACCAAUUACAGCAGGCAGCUGGCGCAGAAGCCUACAUCCCUAACGGUUUCGGCAUGAUGUCUGAACCAAAUUCGUAUCAGCAAUAUGGUGGAGUCAACGCCAACUAUGUGCACCGCUUCGACUCCCUAAGCCAGAUCCAACACCACAACUACAUGAACGGCGCCUACAACUAUCCCACGGCCUCAAUUCCGCAAAAUUCGCCAUACGGCAUGCACCAACCCAGCGCCUCUCAGAGCCCGUCUGGUUCCAGUAUCAAGUCGGAACCAGUUUCGCCGCCCAAUUCGGCAUUGCCGCCCCCCUCGCAGGGCAGCAUUAAACGGGAAUACGCCACGCAACAGCAACCGGACCUGCGGCAGAUGAUCAACAUGUAUUUGCCGACGGACGGCUCGCAACACAUACAGCAACAUCCAAUCUUCAAUCCGUCGGCCGAUCCGAUGGGCGCGGGCUCCCACGCCCGCUUGGCGCCCAUGUGAGAACCCCCAUUUGCGGCACCCGACAUCGAUUUGCCGCCCCUGUGAAGUGCCCAGUGUAUGAACUCAAUUCGGUUCAACUCCAGCUCAAUUCAACAUCACGGAUUUAUAUUGUGGCAAAGUGAACGGCAAUACCUAGUAAGUAGGCAGCUUAAGUUCAAAGGAAAACCACCUCCAAACUCUAAAUUUUGUCAAUUUUCUUGUAACUGGUCCUAGUAGAUCUCGAUCAAUCGACCAAUUCCCAUUCUUUUCUGAUAUUUCUGAACUGACUGUCAAACAAGUUAUCAUCAAAUGAAUGGGGCAAAAAAUAAAUUUGAUGCAUCACUUAUUGUAAAAUGUUCGUUUUUUUGAAAUUCAAAGUGGCGCAGCCAUGGCCUCUAAACAAAAGAGACCAUGUCUAAAGCCUUGUUUGAAAGAGGUCUUUCGUUUCCCUGACGAGGUGCAAUACCACUCAACGCCAUAACGUUCGCAGGACCUUAAUUUUGAAGAAAACCACCUCCAAACUUUCAAUUUGAUCAAUUUUCUUGUAACUGGUCCUAGUAGAGAUCAAUCAAUCGAUCAAGACAACUGCAACUACUGUUCUACACUGGGGUUCAAUUCCCAUUCUUUGCUGAGAUUUCUGAAGCCUCACUGACAGUAAAACAAGUUAUCAUCAAGUGAAUGGGACAAAAAACUGAAUUUGAUGUAUAAUUUGUUUUAAAAUGUUCGUAUUUUUUAAAUUUCAAAGUGCAGCAGAAGAACCUCGGUCUCUAAACAAAAGAGACUAUUUUAAGGCGGCAUUUGAAAGAGUUCCUUCGUCUCCCUGAUGAGGUGCAAUACCACUCAACGCCAUAACGUUCGCAGGACCUUAAUUUUGAAGAAAACCACCUCCAAAUUUUCAA